This is a messenger RNA of Penicillium roqueforti, 2535 nucleotides long. RefSeq lists its product as uncharacterized. Gene Ontology annotation, molecular function: D-type glycerophospholipase activity. The coding region runs from base 1 to 2535 and encodes 844 amino acids. The record is from RefSeq and is a predicted model, not a curated record. Gene Ontology annotation, biological process: intracellular signal transduction; cell motility; phosphatidic acid biosynthetic process. The transcript has 8 exons. Lineage: Eukaryota; Fungi; Ascomycota; Eurotiomycetes; Eurotiales; Aspergillaceae.
AUGCAAAGAUUCAAGGACAAGUUGGGACAAGGAAUUGAUCAUCUGGAGGGGUCUCUCAAAGACACCCAUAUCCACGAGGUCAAAGCCGAGGCUACACAUUUUAAGGCCAAAGUCGGCAAGUUUUUUAAUAUCAUAAACCCGAAUCAUCGUCAUGACGAGGAGCACGAACAAGCGACAGAUCGCAAGCGCGCUGAGAUCGCAGAGUCACACCGCUUCCAGUCUUUUGCACCCGUCCACGACGGGAAUCGCAUCAAGUGGUAUGUCGAUGCUAAGGAUUACAUGUGGGCAGUCUCCGAAGCUCUGGAGAAAGCCACCGAGACUAUCUACAUUGCCGACUGGUGGCUCUCUCCGGAACUCUUCUUGCGCCGUCCCCCUGUCGAGCACCAGGAAUGGCGAUUGGAUCAGAUCUUGAAGCGACGCGCCGAAGCAGGUGUCAAGAUUUAUAUCAUUGUCUACAAAGAGGUUAACCAAGCCCUGACAUGUAAUUCCGCACACACUAAACAUGCCUUGCGGAGCCUCUGCCCCGAGGGAGCUCCUGGCUACGGCAAUAUCCGAGUUAUGCGCCACCCCGACCACAAUGUCUUUGAGAACGCAGCUGAUAUGACUCUUUACUGGGCGCACCACGAGAAAUUCCUUGUCAUUGAUUACAAUGUGGCCUUUAUCGGAGGCAUUGAUCUAUGCUUCGGACGAUGGGACGCAAACCAGCACCCAUUGGCCGAUGUCCACCCAACAGGCUUGUGGGGCGACAUUUUCCCAGGACAGGACUUCAACAACAACCGGAUCAUGGACUUCCAGAGCGUAGAAGACUGGCAGAGCAACGAAGUCAGCAAAGUCGACUUUGGUCGCAUGCCCUGGCACGACGUGGCCAUGGGCUUGCAGGGCGACUGUGUGUACGACAUUGCCGAACACUUUGUUCUGCGUUGGAACUUCAUCAAGCGCGACAAAUACAAGCGCAGCCACGAUGUCGAUUGGCUACUCAUGGAGGGUCUCGUAGGCGAAGAAGAAGAUAUCAUCGCCGUGCAGCGACCCAAGUACCCCUGCGGACAAUACGUCCAGCACCCGCUGACGCCCCUGUCGUCCAAGCCUCGUGGUAACGUGGGCACUGUGCGCGCUCAAAUCGUGCGCAGCAGUGACGACUGGAGCAGCGGGAUUCUGAACGAGCACAGUAUUCAAAACGCGUACUGCGAGACCAUCCGCAAUGCCCAGCACUAUGUGUAUAUUGAGAACCAGUUCUUCAUCACUGCCACUGGCGACCAACAGCGUCCGAUCUUCAACACGAUCGGCCGUGCGAUCGUCGAGGCUUGCGUGCGCGCAGGCAAAGAGGGUCGCAAGUUCCGCGUGAUCAUUGUCAUCCCUGCGAUUCCUGGAUUCGCUGGUGAUUUGCGUGACAAUGCUGCGUUGGGUACUCGGGCGAUCAUGGACUACCAGUACAAGUCGAUUUGUCGCGGCGAGCACUCGAUCUUUGGGCAGAUCGAGAAAGAGGGUAUUGACCCAAGAGAACACGUCUUCGUGUUCGCGCUGCGUGCUUAUGAUCGAAUCAACAAAACGCCUGACCUCGAAGAUCUCGAGAAGCAAGCCGGUGUCACAUACCAGGAUAUCCAACGCGGUAUCGCAGAGACCAUCAUGAGUGAAAGUGUACACCCAGCGGUGGGCAAAGACGGCGACGAGAACGAGAAGGACUACGCAGCCGACCAAAAUGCCAAGAAGGAAACCCUGCGCAAGCUCCAGAAUUUCCAAGAUACGGUCGAGAAGAGAAAGGCCGAGGGAAAGAUCGACGGUGGAUUCCACAGCAAGGAUUCAGUAUCGCAUUGCAGCAUGUUGAACGGGGGUAAGAUGUCCAACGAGGUCUGGGAGGGCGACCCAGAGGCCGAAAAGGCGAACUUUGUCCAGGAGGAGCUGUACGUGCACGGCAAGGUGUGUAUCGUCGACGAUCGCACGAUCAUCUGCGGCAGCGCCAACAUCAACGACCGGUCCCAGCUUGGCUCACACGACAGCGAACUGGCCAUCGUAAUGGAAGACCAAGACCUCAUCGACAGCCGCAUGAACGGACAGCCAUACCAGGCCUCCCGAUUGGCCGCCACGCUCCGCCGACAACUGUGGCGCGAGCACCUAGGCCUACUGCCGGCACAAGAAUUCGACGCCUCGGGCGACCCGAACGCGCAACCUCCCGAUGUGUCACUCAACCGGAUCGAUGAGGGCCCGGAGAACGAGUUCGUGAUCGAUCCGCUCGGCGAUGCGGUCUGGAACACCUGGACGUCGCAAGCGACCGGGAACACCGAGGCGUAUCGGAUGUUGUUCCGGGCGGACCCUGAUGAUCAUAUCAAGACUUUCGAGGACUACGACAAUUUCCGGCCUCGGGGCACGCACAAGGAGGGACAUCUGUUCGAUCCGUAUAUGCCAGCCAAGGAUGUGCGGGAGAAGCUGGAUCUCAUCAAGGGUCAUCUUGUUUGGUUGCCGUUGGAGUUCCUGCGCGACGCUGAAAUGGCAGAGCCUGGGUUGGCUGUCAAUCAGAUUACAGAGAGUAUCUACACCUAA